Molecule: messenger RNA, 832 nt
Organism: Malaclemys terrapin pileata
Lineage: Eukaryota; Metazoa; Chordata; Testudines; Emydidae
Gene: TEX36
Product: testis expressed 36
Exons: 5
Coding region: 19-675 (218 amino acids)
Source: RefSeq, a predicted model, not a curated record
CAAUGGGAAACGGCCACCAUGUCAGUGUGCCUGAGUGACACCUGGGAAUCCGACAGGUGCCAACCGGGCCGCAUGCUGGCAGACGGUGCGGUUGGCCAUGCCCCCGGCUUGCGGACACCCCCUCCCACGCUCCGCAGGGGGGUAAAGUGGGCGAUACCCCGGCUAUGGACACAGAAAUGGUAUCCUAACAUUGUGACAGCCAUACUGCUUUCAAGUGUCCUUGUUUUUAUGUUCCCGCACCUUGGAAUAUUCCAUAGUCAACCUGAAUCAAUCACAGACUGUAUGCUAAAACAGGUACAAAAUCCAGAAGAGGUUCAAUAUAUUGAGAAGAGAUUGCCACUAGUAUACAAAAUUCGGGAGCAGAAAGCAGUAAAAAAUCACUUUCCAUUUUCAACCCAUGACAACAGGCAUUGUUUACAGAAUGUGGGAGAGUACUUUGAUUUUAGCCUAGGACGAAAGAAGGUUGAACCAGAAAGAAGGCAACAGAAUUCACAAAACUUCUGUCUGUGGGCACAUGAGUACAUUCCUAACAGUCAUGAUGGUUUUACCAUUUAUCAAACAUCAUUCAUAGGUGAUCAAGAUACCAAGCGUCCUUUUUGUAGACGAUAUCCAAAACAGCACUUAGAAAGGUGCUACAUUUAUAAAUCUAUUCCUGAGAAUGAAAAACACAUGUAGUCAAACCACCAUGUUAAUUGCAGGACUCCUUAUUUAGUAUUAAUUAUUUAGUAUUAUUUACUCCUUAUUUAUCAAUAUCCUUUCUCUGGGUCUGAACCACUCUUACUCAUCAAAUACAUGAUGGAAUAAAUAAAUAAAUAAAUCUGUGUAAAAUGGA